Verticillium alfalfae VaMs.102 is the source of this 1006-nucleotide messenger RNA. RefSeq names its product UDP-N-acetylglucosamine-peptide N-acetylglucosaminyltransferase. Gene Ontology annotation, molecular function: glycosyltransferase activity. The record is from RefSeq and is a predicted model, not a curated record. Gene Ontology annotation, biological process: protein O-linked glycosylation. The transcript is spliced from 2 exons. Bases 1 to 705 code for a protein of 234 amino acids. Lineage: Eukaryota; Fungi; Ascomycota; Sordariomycetes; Glomerellales; Plectosphaerellaceae.
AUGCGCAAGGAACUUUUCCCCGGUUUUUCAGACGACACUGUCAUCCUGGGCAAUUUCAAUCAGCUUUACAAGAUUGAUCCAAGCACUUUCCGCUCUUGGCUACGCAUCCUUUCUCGUGUGCCCAAAGCGGUGCUCUGGUUGCUCCGCUUCCCUGAACUUGGCGAGACAAAUCUUAAGAGGACGGCAAAGGCAUGGGCUGGGGCAGAAGUAGCCAGCCGCAUCAUCUUUACAGAUGUUGCGCCCAAACAUCUUCAUAUUUCUCGAGCAAGAGUAUGCGACCUCUUUCUCGACACACCAGAGUGCAACGCCCACACAACUGCAGCCGAUGUGUUAUGGUCAAGCACUCCACUCUUGACGUUUCCGCGCUACUCAUUCAAGAUGUGCUCUCGGAUGGCCGCCUCCAUCCUAAAGGGAGCCCUACCCAAGGGUCCCGAAGGGCAACGCGCAGCUCAGGAGCUGAUAGCAUCGAGCGACGAAGAAUAUGAAUCAUUAGCGAUACGGUUGGCCAGCAGUCUGGCGUACCAUGGAGGUGAAGAGUAUGGCGAAGGAGCGGGCCGCCUGGCUGAAUUACGAUACCUUCUGUGGAGAAGCAAAUGGAGUUGUGCCCUUUUUGAUACCCGAAGGUGGGUGGCCGACCUUGAAUUGGCUUACCAGGAGGCGUGGCGAAGAUGGGUCGCCGGUGAGGAUGGCGAUAUCUAUCUGUAGAGCUUCACCAACUGCGAAUGACUUGGGCAAUGGACGUUCAUUUCUUGGACGUCGAGUAUGAUCUGCUGGAAUAGGCCGUGGGCGACGGGACUGGGUACCAUGUGCUCAAGGAAGCGUGCGUGCAUUUGCUGUUUGUCGGGCUCGUGUCACGGUGAUUUCAUUUUCUCCUUUGUUUCCGUCGUCUUUCUGUAUUUCUUCCACAUGUAUAAUACCCCGGACCCUCUUUCCUCACGUUUGUGAGAGGUGAGAUCCCAGCGAUGCCGCGAAUCUAUAGUAUCAGACUCGAGCUUCUCCGAAAGCA